UUGGACCACUUAACCGGAAACCGGUCCUGACCGGUUAUGUUUCCGGUUCGUUUUUAAAAACCUUGCUGAUGAGUGAUGACGAUGCCCCCACUUUGAAAUAUCGACACAAUUCGAGGGUAUUUUAUUUUCCCUGUCCAAUGUCAAAAAUAUCAAUAACCUUAUCCAAAUUGUGUGAAGAAAAUUUGUUUGUAAGCCCCAUAAGAAAAUUGGACGAUUCGAUUCUUAUACCGUUUUUGACGACGAUACUCGAGAGGAUCAACAAUCAAAGCACCUUCCAUGUUGGUUCACCCUAUUCCAAUGGCACGCCUCAUGCUUACUCCUACGAACCAAUUCCCCUUGGAAACGAAGGUGCAAACCCUAUCUGUAUUAGAAAGGUGUUCCGACAUGGAAGAGAUAAAGCAAAUCCAUGCCCAAUUGUUCAAAACAGGUCUGGUUCUGGACAGUACCCCAGUUACCAAGCUUCUCACAUUUUCUGCUACAUCAGUUUCCGGAAACUUGGCAUACGCCCAGCUAGUAUUCGACAGCAUUCAGCAACCUAACAUCUUUAUGUGGAAUAUAAUGAUCAGAGGCUAUUCAAACAGCAAAGAGCCUGAACGAGCUUUGCUCCUCUAUCACCAAAUGCUCCGUGAUUCUGCCUUACCUAAUCACUACACCUUCCCUUUCCUGCUCAAGGCAUGUGCCACUCUAUCAGCAUUGGAGGAAACCCGGCAAAUCCAUGGUCAGGUUCUGAAGACAGGCUUUGCUAUAGAUAUUUAUGCUGCCAAUUCACUAAUUCAUGCUUAUGCCAAAUCUGGUAGCCUCACUUCGGCCCAUCGACUCUUUGACAGGGUCCAAGAACGAGACAUCGUCUCUUGGAAUUCAAUGAUCGAUGGGUAUGCGAAGUGUGGAGAGAGAGAGAAAGCUCAUGAACUGUUUACUAAGAUGCCUAGAAAGAAUAUCAUAUCCUGGACAUCUAUGAUCACUGCCUGCGUUAGGGAUGGUUUCUUCAAGGAAGCCUUGAGUUUCUUUUACGACUUGCAGAAUGAGGGCAUCAAACCAGAUGGUGUGGCACUGGUCAGCACACUUUCAGCAUGUGCGCAUCUGGGAGCAUUAGAUCAAGGUAGAUGGAUUCAUGCUUACAUUGAUAAAAUCGGGAUCCAAAUUGAUCCCAUUCUUGGUUGUGCCCUUGUGGAUAUGUAUUCCAAGUGUGGUGAUGUGGAAGAAGCUCUGCAAGUUUUUAAAAAUACAAAAGAGAUGGGAGUUCCCGUAUGGACAGCCAUGAUUGCAGGAUUUGCAAUACAUGGGCGGGGAAGAGAAGCCCUUGACCUCUUUGACAACAUGCAGAAAGCAGGAAUCAAACCCAAUGCAAUCACUUUCACGGGGGUUCUGACUGCAUGUAGUCAUGCAGGAUUGGUUGAUGAGGGGAAAUUUUUAUUCCAAAGCAUGUGGAAGGUAUACAAUGAGACCCCUUCAAUAGAGCAUUACGGGUGCAUGGUCAACCUUCUGGGUCGAGCUGGACAGCUGAAGGAAGCAAAGAAACUGAUUGAGACAAUGCCCAUGAAACCAACUGCAGCUAUUUGGGGAGCAUUACUUAAUGCCUGCAAUAUUCAUGGUGACUUCAAUUUAGGCAAGCAAUUAGGAGAAAUCCUAAUUGAAAUGGACCCCAGCCAUGGUGGCCGAUACAUUCAUUUGGCAAAUAUAUUUGCAGCAGAGGGCCAGUGGGAUCAAUCUGUGAAAGUGAGAAAGCUAAUGACGGAUAGAGGAGUUUCAAAACUUCCAGGAUGCAGUUUGAUUAGCUUGAAUGGAGUUGUACAUGAAUUUCUUGCUGGAGAUCAUUCCCAUCCACAAAUAGAGAAGAUUUAUCUCAUGUGGGACCAAAUUGCAGAAAAACUGAGGCAGGAAGGAUAUGUUGCUGCAACUGGAAAUAUAUUGCUUGAUCUAGAGGAGAAAGAAACCGUGAUUCACCAACACAGCGAGAAGCUAGCUAUAGCUUUUGGAUUCAUAAACACUGCACCAGGAACACCAAUUCGAAUCAUUAAAAAUCUUCGAGUAUGUGAGGACUGCCACACAGCAACAAAAUUCAUCUCCAGGAUUUACUCUCGCGAGAUUGUCAUGCGUGACAGGACUAGAUUCCACCAUUUCAAACAUGGAAACUGUUCUUGUGGGGAUUAUUGGUGAAGAGAGUGAAGGUUCAUGUG
Nelumbo nucifera (sacred lotus) is the source of this 2177-nucleotide messenger RNA. Its product is annotated as Tetratricopeptide repeat (TPR)-like superfamily protein. Gene Ontology annotation, molecular function: protein binding; zinc ion binding; RNA binding. Lineage: Eukaryota; Viridiplantae; Streptophyta; Magnoliopsida; Proteales; Nelumbonaceae. The record is from RefSeq and is a predicted model, not a curated record. Gene Ontology annotation, biological process: RNA modification.